Molecule: messenger RNA, 1657 nt
Organism: Caenorhabditis elegans
Lineage: Eukaryota; Metazoa; Nematoda; Chromadorea; Rhabditida; Rhabditidae
Gene: lgc-35
Product: Gamma-aminobutyric acid receptor subunit beta
Exons: 12
Coding region: 22-1569 (515 amino acids)
Biological process (GO): monoatomic ion transmembrane transport; monoatomic ion transport
Cellular component (GO): plasma membrane; membrane
Molecular function (GO): monoatomic ion channel activity; extracellular ligand-gated monoatomic ion channel activity; transmembrane signaling receptor activity
Source: RefSeq, marked reviewed
AAAGUACCCAACAAAUAUGCGAUGACGUCAUUGGUUUCGAAAAGAAUGGAGUUCGGGAAGAUAGUGCUACUGGUGCUAGUGAUUAUGGAAAUGGUUCAGAUUUGCUCCGGAGUCCGUGCUGCUCUGCGUCUGCGAAAAAAGUCCAACUCCGCUGAUGAUUCUGAGGAUGAAGAGAUGCAAGAUGAGAUUGAUAAUGCUAUCUACGACAAGGCUUCUAUUUUCGAGCAGGGUGAAACCCACGACUUUCUGCAAUUCCUACGAAGUAUCAAAUACGAUCAUCGUCAGGUGCCUGACGAUGGCUAUGACGGGCCAGUUCAUGUGAAUGUGUCCAUAGUGGUCAGCAACAUUCGUUCGGUGUCUGAAGUCACCAUGGAUUACUCCAUUGAAAUGUUCUAUCGAGAGUCGUGGCGAGACCCAAGGCUGACGUAUAGCCGGGAUAAAUUCAAGAAUAAGACGGAGAUCUCUUUGCAUGAGAGUUACUCGAAUUAUUUAUGGCAUCCAGAUACGUUUGUGCCGAAUGCGAUUUCUUCGAAGAACCCCAGAAGGCAGUCGAUAACGCACAGGUCACUGUUGAGACUUCGCAACAACGGAAGCAUCCUUUACAGCAGGCGGCUCUCGUUGAUACUCACUUGUGGGAUGGACCUAACUCUAUUCCCAUUCGACACCCAGCUGUGCAAGAUGGGAUUCGAGAGUUAUGGUUACACCGCAGACAAGGUCAAGUAUCUGUGGUCUACUGGAGCUAUCCAGUCGCUGAAGCUUCAUAAGAUUCGGCUGCCAGAUUUUCAGGUCAAGGAGGCUUAUGUGACAAGUCGUGUGGAAAGUUAUGCGACAGGUGACUAUUCUCGUCUAUACGUGUGCUUCGUAUUCAAUCGAGCAGCCGGCUUCUGCUUCCUGCAGCUAAUUAUUCCCUCUACAGCCGUCGUCAUUACGUCCUGGGUUUCUUUGUGGAUGGAGAAUGAGACUUCAUUCCAAGACAUGAUCUCUAUUAUCCUGACGAUUACUUUCCUGCUCUUCUCGUAUAAUGAAGUUAUGCCACGUGUUAGUUAUAUCAAAGCGAUGGAUGUUUAUUUAGGAGUUUGCUUUUGCAUCGUAUUUCUGUCACUGAUAAAACUGGCGGCAGUGAAGUAUAUGCGUCAAAGGUUAUUGAUCACCAGAGACACAUCUAUUGUCGCCGCUGGAAUGCUACCAAUGUUACGUCUGGUAAAUGGAAUCGGGUCGCCGGCGGUUAAUGGAUCCGAAGGGUUUACGUAUGAGAAUCCUGCAGUUAAAAAAGUUUCCAUGUCCCCGGACACGUUUACCCAAGUUCAAAUGGAAACAAAUGGAUCAAUGUCACCGGUUUGCCGGCAAAAUCGAGCAAAGGAUAAUGGAAACGUUUCCCAAUCCUCCAACUGUUUUGAAUUCUCACCAACGUUCAUGCAUCGGUUCCACUGGAUCACGCAAAUGACGUUUUUCUUCGGUUUUGUCAUUUUCUGCUUAUUCUACUUUCUUGUCUACCCAAAUAUUCACACGCAGAUAACCGAUGACGAUUGUGAUCGACAAAUGGCUGAGUGGUUCGCAGAAAUUCAUUGAGAAAUUGUUUUCAAAGAAGUUAUUUAUAUUAAUUGUAUUUAUUUUUAUGAACAUUGCAUAACAAUCGGGUUGAAUGAAUAAUAAUUUC